AACAAAAAGUUGGAAUGAAGCUUAACGAAAUUGUUUAUAACAGACCAUCUAAUGCAAUCGCAUCUCCAAGCCGCGUUCAUGUGGAGUCAGAGUUUGGAACCGAACAAAAGAAUCUUGACGAGGACAGUAUGUAUAGGGAAAUUAAGAGACGGAAAUGGUCAUGA
Molecule: messenger RNA, 164 nt
Organism: Racocetra persica
Lineage: Eukaryota; Fungi; Glomeromycota; Glomeromycetes; Diversisporales; Gigasporaceae
Source: the annotation of a GenBank genome assembly